AUGACGGAAGGGAUUGAGAGUGCCUUGAUGGCAUUGCAAGGGCUUCAUUACAAUGUCACCGGUUGCAUAUUUUUCCUACAAACCGAGAUAGUUCUUAUAUUAAAGCCUACCAUUGAGGAGCUGGAGACGGAGGCCGUUUGUUUGAUCCGUGAUAGAUUUGACGGAGAGGGAGAAGAAGGGGGACAGGAAGAAAGUGGUGAUGAGGGAGAGGAAGAGAGUGGUGAUGAGGGAGAAGGAACAAGAUUGCAAUUGACAGGGGGGUCGAGGGAGGAUAGGGAGGAGCUGGAGGCGGAGAAGAUUCAGUUGGAGAGAGAUAGGGAAGAGUUAAAGCAGGAGAGAGAAGUAGUAAGCAAGGAGGUGGAACUAGUGCUAAAAGUGAGAAAAGCCCUGAGGUCAGAGAAGGAAGAGUUGAAUGAGAGGACAGUUUUAAAGAUGGAGAGGGAAAUGCUAAAGAGGGAGAAGGAAGAACUGAGGUUAGAGAAGGAAGAGUUAGAGGAGGGUAAGAUAGAGUUGAAGAAGCAGAUGGAGGCAUUUCUUUUAGAGAAGAUGCAGUUUUGA
Molecule: messenger RNA, 558 nt
Organism: Magnolia sinica
Lineage: Eukaryota; Viridiplantae; Streptophyta; Magnoliopsida; Magnoliales; Magnoliaceae
Exons: 3
Coding region: 1-558 (185 amino acids)
Source: RefSeq, a predicted model, not a curated record